Eimeria mitis is the source of this 321-nucleotide messenger RNA. RefSeq lists its product as uncharacterized. The transcript has 2 exons. The coding region runs from base 1 to 321 and encodes 106 amino acids. The record is from RefSeq and is a predicted model, not a curated record. NCBI's taxonomy places the organism in Eukaryota, Apicomplexa, Conoidasida, Eucoccidiorida, Eimeriidae.
AUGCGCCAGGAUUACUGCGGUGACUCUGCUGCUGCUGCUGAUGCUGCUGCUGCUGAUGCUGCUGCUGCUGAUGCUGCUGCUGCUGCUGCUGAUGCUGCUGCUGCUGAUGCUGCUGCAGCACCAAGAGCAGAUGAGCAACAGAGACAAAACGGAGAAGCCCAGCAGCAGCAACAGCAGCAGCAGCAGCAGGAUCAGAACCAAGAAGCAAAUUCUGAUGCUGCUGCUGCUGCUGCUGCUGCUGCUGCUGCUGGUAAUUCCAACAACCAAAACCAACGGCCAUCAGGGGAUGCAGGCGGAGACGGCAGCGCAGCAAACAGCUGA